Messenger RNA from Triticum urartu, 6606 nucleotides. RefSeq lists its product as uncharacterized. Gene Ontology annotation, molecular function: poly(A)-specific ribonuclease activity; nucleic acid binding. Lineage: Eukaryota; Viridiplantae; Streptophyta; Magnoliopsida; Poales; Poaceae. The record is from RefSeq and is a predicted model, not a curated record. Gene Ontology annotation, cellular component: CCR4-NOT complex.
UCCCGUACGCCUACCGCUCUCACUUCAGCAAUCCAGCUUCCUCCUCUCCCAGCCAAUUGGCACCUCUUCUAAAAAAAAAACACUACCUGGCACCUCCCCCCGCCCCCACUCCAUUCCCCGCCCCGCCUGGACGAAUCCCGGCGCCGCCGCCUGCGGCGCGCCCCUGCUCCGCGCCGCUCCAUCCAUCUUCUACCCCCCGGCGCGCCCCCACUCCCCACCUCCGGUCCCUGAUCCACGCCGCACCUCCGCGCCUUGUUCUCCUCCUGCUCACCGAGCCCAGGAACUUCACUUUAUUCCCCACCAACUCCUUGCACAAUUACUUGUUUUUCUUAUCAUGAUUUUUUGCUCUGUGUCAUCUUUGCUUCGGUUGCUUACGUUUAAUUGCAGAAUUUCGACAUGGAGAUCUGUUUCACUGCAAACACUGUAUCCAACUGAAUGUUGUGAAACAUAUUCAGCAUUGUUAUGUAGUUUUACUCAAGUGUCAAUUAUUUUCUGUGCAUAGUUUAUUUGCGGCAAGUAGUGUUGUUGCAGAACUCCGAAGGUGGCAUAGGGGUAGUGGAGUGAGUGGUUAUGGGUGUGGAAGGUUUAUUGGGUCCUGUCGAUCAACUUUAGGAGUGUUUAGCUAGCAAACAAUUCAUCUUCCAAAUUUAUUGCUGUCAUUAAAUUAUAUAGCAAGGGGCAAAUCUACUAAAAAAUCUGUUGCUGAAAGAAUUUGGGGAUGCCCAAGGGACAAAUCUCCAGAAGCGGGGUAUCGAAGCUCAUGCAACCUGACCACUGAAGAAACAUUGUCAAUUCGUUCGUUCACUUUUCAGGCCGAGGGCGUCGUUGGGAGGAGCUCCAUGGAGUAUGACUGGUGGCAGCAUCUCAGAAGAAGGGUGCGGACCAGACAACACUCUGGGCCGGAGGCGGCGGCUUUUCUCCGGUCCGGGACAAAGCUAUUGUAGGAGGAACUUGCCUAUCAAAGGUUUGAAGGAUGAUCUUGUCAUGAUGUGAAAUGGCUCUUUGAGCACCUUCGGGGUGAUAUACUUGGUGGAGAAAAGUGAUACCUCAAAGAGGACGAAACCCCUGGUUCUGCUGAUGGAACAAAAUGUUGAUAGGUCCUUCAGGUUGCAAUUCAGGAGGGAGAUCCUGUUAUUUCUAUUACCAGUAAGGAAUGUGCAGAUGCUACUGGACACGUUAGUCAGGAUUCUGUACUUGAUUCUAAAGAAGUUAGCCAGACAAUUCUUACUGCUGCUACAGAAGUUAGGGAUGUUCCUCGAGUUAAUGUGGCAACAGCUGAUAAAAUUUCUCCAAGUGACAGUAAUGUAGUGAAGGGCCACCUGAAUCCUGGCAACGCUGGCAAUAUAUCAACUACCGUAAAGGGUGACCCUGCCAGAGGUUAAGAGGGAUAUGGUCAAACUACCAUGCAACAUUCCCUCCAUAGGUGAUGGUUUGCAGGCAUUACAUGAUGAUAAAGAGUUGCCUAAGAACGGGACCCCAUUGCAAGAAAUAGAUUCCAAAACCAAUAUGAACUUGGACAAGAAAGAGGACAGUCCUGACAGCGCUUCUCCUGAUGUGAAAAACUAAAUUUAGACAGGAGCUCGGGUAACGAAUCGAGAGAGGAUGUGAUGGAAAGUAAGCAAGUUGAUCCCAAUGUCAGAUCUGAUGAUCUUGGAGGAAAGACUGCAGUUACCUCAGACCAUGAGGAGGUAAAAGAGGUGUCCUCGUUGAUACUGUUGCCAAGGAUUCCUCUGUGCAAACAAAGGACAUUGUUUCUUAAGAGAAGCCAGUAACUCUUAUAUUAAAAAAGGAAACCUGAAGACCAAGAAGUUGUUGCAGAUGGAAUGCCAGCGUGGUGUGGAUACUCUCAAAAUUCCUAAGCAACAAACAUCCAAACUAAGUAGCUCUGAUCCUCUAAAACAUUCUGUUUGGCAGGUCUGAUUCAACAGCAAGCGGAGAUUCUCACAAAGUGCGGAUAGGAUGUUCUGGAUAUUUCAAUAUGGGCUAUGUAAGGAGUGGAAUGAGUGAACAAACACACCAAAAUGCGUCUGGCCACUUCCUCAGAAGCCUGCAGCGGAAGUGGCGGAACCGGAGGCCUUUGUGUUCGGCCAUAGCCCAUAGGGAAGACGUCUGAUACCAAGAGAAUACAUCUGUCCUUAAUUCACAGUAUUUCGCAGCAACACAAUGAUCACAGUUAACAGUUCGUACAGUAAAUCUGUAGUUCCGGGACGCACCGCCUACAGAGUCGAACUAUAAAGGGCAGCGAGACCGAUUCGGCAGUUUGCCUAGCCGUAGGUUCCCGCCUUCCCAACUGCCCUUUUCCAACCGCCAGUACCAAUCUUGCCUACCUAGCUUCGUAUGGAGCCUGCCGGGCUCGCCGCCGGCGAUCUUGGCGAGCCGACCGGGCGUGACGGCGACGGGGGGACCCAGGGCGAAGCGAUUGUCGAGGGUGGUGCUGUCAGGCGCGGCACGGGCGUGCGCGCCAGCGGCGCCGGCGAGAUGACCAACCGGAACGCGCCUGGUCAUGACGCCAAGACCUCCGAUACGGAGGAGAUGUCGUGCGUCAUCAACGCCGGCAAGACGAGCAAGGCGGAGGUGCCCCGCCAUGACGCCAAGGCCGGCGAUACGGAGGACAUGUCGGGCGCCAUCAACGCCCGCAAGACGAGCAAGGCGGAGGCGCCCCGCCAUGACGCCAAGGCCGGCGAUACGGAGGAGACAUCGGGCGCCAUCAACGCCCGCAAGACGAGCAAGGCAGAGGUGCCCCGCCAUGACGCCAAGGCCGGCGAUACGGAGGAGGUGUCGGGCGCCAUCAACGCCCGCAAGACGAGCAAGGCGGAGGCGCCCCGCCAUGACGCGGAGAAGGAGCUGCCGCGCGCCAGCGAAGCAGGCAAGACGAGCAAUGCUGUCGUGCCCGGCCACGACAUCAAGGCCCUCGAUACGGAGAAGGUGCUGCCGCGCGGCAGCGACGCAGGCGGGACGAGCAAAGCGAUCGCGCUCGGCCAGGACUUCAAGGUUGCCACUGCGGAGGAGAUGCCGCGCGCGGCUACGGAUGUUUGCUCUGUUUGGAGGGAGAAUUGGGAGGAGAGCUUGCAGAGUAUGAGCGGCUUCUUGGAUCUCCCAGGUACCAUGACCAUUGCUAUAGACACAGAGUAUGCAACCAAGUGCCUGCUUAGAUUGGAACAGCCACAGAACGGUGACGAGUGGUACAGCCAGCUGCAGGCUACUGCAGGGACUGCGGAUUUGGUACAGGUCGGGGUCGCGGUGACGUUCGCCGACGCCGACGCGGAGAACAUAGAACCGAUCAGGGUAUGGGAAUUCAAUCUCUUCUUUGACUCCAAAUCAAACCAGUAUAAUCCGAGCACUCUGCUGUUUUUGGAGAAGAAGUGCCGGCAUGACCUUGAAAAGCACAGGCAGUAUGGUAUUAUGCCAACUGACUUCUUCCAGUGGGUCUAUGAGCUCCACAGCAUAUUUGCAAGACGAUCUGUGACUGUUGUCACGUACCAGGGAGAUGCGGACGUCGCACUUCUAAUCUACCAAGGUGCUCCAAUGCCUGCAAGGCGGUUCGACUUUCUUCUGGAUAUCAGCAACACUUUUCCUGCAUUGGUCGACACGAGAGUUCUUGCCAUGGUUUGGGCACCAGAUUUCUGCGGGAAGUUAGAUGACCUUGCUGACAUGUUGGGCCUCUCUAGAAGUGGACCAAGACAUCAUGCAGGGUCAGAUGCGGUGCUGACCCUCAGGUGCUACUUUGCAAUGCGAAGGUUGCUGGGAGAUCAGAAGGUGCUCAGGGGAGUACUUUGCGGCUUGUUUCAAAGCGAACCAUCAGUGUGCACUGCGAGAAUAGCCUGGGAUCCUUCAAUCAGCAUUUUGCAUGUCUGGGGUAAAAACUUUGAUGAGGUUGCCGGCCAAUUUGGAAGGUUGAUUGAGAACAAUUUCACUGUCGUUACUGUCAAAGUCCUCUUUGACCCGCCUCUUCGAAAGGGUCCGUUCAAUCGUGAUCCUCAGUUCUGCUAUUCAAACAUGCAACUAAGGCUCAAUGAAAAGAUAAGAUGCACUAUUGCUAUGGUCUUCGCCACUGGCCAAGGGCAAGUGGCGAAUUCGGCAUCCUUUGUGUUUCAUAUCUGCUUUUCCGGCGGGGAGUAUAUUGAGCCAGUACAGUUCGCUAGGAUGUUGGAUGAGCAAGGAGCUAUGCAACCCAUACCUGACUUGGGUUACCUUCCUAGGGGCGGAAUCCGUCGCUUUCAUAUAUGACAUGGUUCGUCAUAGUUUCCAAUUCUGGAUUCCCACCAUGUUCAGUCACUACAAGGUGAGCAGAACGGGCAUGUUUCCGGUUAUGUAUGAUGUCGGCAUUGUAGCUUCCAGAGGCAGCUCACUGAGUCUGCGCCAAAUUGCAACAAGUUUGAUGAUUGAGCAACCAGAGGAAGCUGGCAUCGGUUGGGAAGCAAUUUUAACCUUGAAAAGCUUCCUUCGUCUGGUCAUGGACGGGCGUAUGUCCUCGACGUUUGCCGGGAAUUUGCUUGCAGGCUGUUGUAACCGCUCCAUGUGCUUGAGGUAGCGCAACCGCUUUGCCCUGAUGAUCUUAACUGCUACAGAUUUAAGAAGCUCGAGCCAUGUAGGUGUACAGUUGAUCAAAUGUCCUGCUUGUUGCGACACAAAUGUACAAGUAUUGCUCUCAUACUGUUGAAUCAAACAAGUAUACGCUUCAUUUUUUGAAUACUUCUUAGUUGCUUGUCACAUUUUUUUUCAGUACACAUCACGUAGCAUAUAGGUUUAACAUACGGUUUUGCUAAUUUUCAUCCGACUGAAAACAAUUCGUUUCAGUCGGAUUUUGUGUCCGUCUGAUCAUUGUGCAGCGAUUUGUGCGUGCUCCUUUGGUUAUUUGUUUAUAGCGCGCGCUGUUUUGUUUGUAGUCUGCCCGUUAACCCAUGUCGGUGCCCGUUCCCCCCUUUCAUCAGUGAUUGUUCAAGCAGAAGUAGGGGAGAGAGAGACAGUAGUGAUUUCCAUUCAGAGUUCUCCUUCUCUCGUUGCUUGAGCAUUCGGUUGCUGCUAUGGGCCCACUGGUGGUUAGAGGAGCUCUUCCAAGUGGUUUGCAUCUGUUGUUCUCCCCCCUCCAUUUGUUAGUCUUUUUUCUAGAUCUCGACGGAUGUGAUUUGUGGAUUUUGUGAGCUCUCACCUGUCCUAUCCUAGGUUGUUCAUGUUUAAGCCUUGUUUUGUGAAUCUGCUGGAAGGAUCCCUUGCUUGAAGAUAUCUGUGCUCUGCUCGCUGGUGGUUGGAAUUUUCUCUUCCAGCGAUCUGAUGUUGUUGUUCUUCUUCAUCCAUUACUUUAUUUUCUAGAUCUGUGAGCUAUCAGCUAUGGCCCUCCAAUUCUGUGAGCACGCUAGUGGAUGUGCUUUGUUGAAUCUGUGAGCUAUGGUCCUCCAAUUCUACGUUGUUGUUGCGUUUUUCUGUACCCAUCCUUGUGUUUUGCAUCAGACUUUGUGCUUGAGCAUGUGUAAUGUUGGGGCAAUUAUAGUGAAUUGUCUGCAAUAUAUCGUCGUUGUUAAGGUUAUUAUUUCUUAUAUCUUGCUUCAUGUCUUGAAAUUUUUAGUGGUUACUGCUCUGCAAUUUGUUUCAGUUAUUCUGCUGUAAAUUUGGUGAGCUGUCUCUGUAAGUUAUGUUUAGGUCAAUGUCCACACCAUUUUAAAGUUAUUUUGUUGUACCUGAUGAAGGAAUUUCAGUCUGAGAGUAUCUCUUUAAUCCUUGAUAAAUUAGGUGGUUACUUAGUGUUACUUUGUUUUGUGAGUAGUGGUUAUUGCUUGCAUUACCUGUGCAUGUUCUAAUUGGUUGUUUAAUAACUACUUUUCUUACAUUAAGCAUAAUUACACUAUCACAUUAUUAUAUUUUUCCAGCAAGGCUACUGUAAUUUUCAAGAUUCCACCAAGGUUUAACUGUUCUUUGUUACAAUUCCCAAUGCUCCUUGAAGGUUUAACUUUCUUUUUGUUACAGUGCAUUUUCUGUAUCAUUUACAGUGUAAAAUAUAUGUAAUUCCUAAGCAAGGCCACAGUAAUUUUUGAACCAUAGUUCUUCCAGACUGUUUUCCCCCUGAAUUUUGUUUGCUGCUCCCAGUUGAUCUAAACAACUAUUUGUAUUUUGCAGUCAUUUUGUGUAUUAUUUACAGUGUCAAAAAAAUGUAAUUCUCCCGCAAAGCUGUAGUAACUUUGAACCAUAGCCUUUAGUUCAGUUGUUUUUUCCCUAGUGUUUUACAUGAGUCUGUUGCUGCUUCCAGUUGGAACUAAACUACUGUUUUAUUACAGUGCAUCUUCUGUAUUAUUUUUAGUGUAACAAGAAAUGCAAUUCUCAUGCAAAGUUAUAGUAACUUUGAAAUAGUCUCCAAGUUGUUUGCAGAUUGCAGUUCGAUACUACACCAUUGUUGUUUGUUUACAGUGCCUCUUCUGUAUUAUUUACAGCUCAACAAGAAAUGUAAUUCUGUUGCCAAGUUAUAGUAAUUUUGAAACAUAGCCUCUAAGCUGUUUGCUGCUCCAAGUUAUAGUGUUUUUCUGUAUUAUUCAGUGUAAGAAAUGUAAUUCUCCUGCAAAGUUAUGUAAUUUUGGACCAUAGUCUCCAAGUUUUUUACAGUGUUUUUCUGUAUUA